Pieris brassicae (large cabbage white) is the source of this 1373-nucleotide messenger RNA. RefSeq names its product growth hormone-inducible transmembrane protein-like. The record is from RefSeq and is a predicted model, not a curated record. NCBI's taxonomy places the organism in Eukaryota, Metazoa, Arthropoda, Insecta, Lepidoptera, Pieridae. The coding region runs from base 239 to 1234 and encodes 331 amino acids. The transcript has 8 exons. Gene Ontology annotation, cellular component: mitochondrial inner membrane.
AAACCUUCUAGAAAAUAGCAAACAAUUAUCAACAAACGAAAAUACUAGCAGCACACUCGAGUAAAUCCAGACUGCAGAAAAUUAUUGUUUACGAAAAUCAGUUUUUUAAAUUUAUUGUCAAGUGCUACUAACAUCCCUAAUUAUUUAAACUGCGUCGCACUGUAUUGUGUGUUCAUCGGAUUCUUACGUUAAAAUUUCUGUCAUCAGUGUAAUAGGCAACUUGACCACCGGUUGCAUCAUGUUGUCACGAUUGUGCGUGUCACGCUCUACUUUUACGGUCACCCAAACUUUAAAAACCCCUGUACCACAAAAGUUUGUUCCAAGGAAUUAUAUUGUUAGGAACUAUGCUCGCGAACCGAGAUCUCGUCUUGCCACACGCACUCAACCUUCUAUGUGGGAAAGGUUAAUGGCACCAGCUGGACCUAAUGCUUUCAGUUUGGGAAAAGGGGCUUUAGCUGGAGCAUCUGCAGCUGGUCUUGUUGCUCUCUGUUAUUAUGGCGCUGGUGUCAAACCUGGAACUCUACAAGAAGCACAUCUCUGGCCUCAAUAUGUAAAGGACAGAAUCAAGGCCACAUAUGGAUACAUUGCUGGAUCAAUCCUUUUAACAGCUGGUAGUGCUUUCACAGUUUUCAGGACACCAGCCCUAUUAAAUCUUGUUGCACGUAAUGGAUGGAUGUCAAUUAUUGCAACAAUGGCAUUAAUGAUUGGGUCGGGCAUGGUGGUUCGUGGAAUGGAGUAUAAGCCAGGAUUUGGUGGUAAACAACUUGCCUGGAUGGUCCAUACAGGAAUUAUGGGUGCAGUCAUUGCUCCAAUGUGCUUCCUCGGGGGACCAGUGUUGAUGCGAGCAGCUUGGUACACUGCCGGUGUAGUGGGCGGUUUAAGUACGAUUGCGGUGUGCGCGCCCUCUGGGGAAUUCUUGAACAUGAGAGCCCCACUGGCCAUGGGCCUUGGGGCAGUAUUCGCGGCCUCUCUCGCGAGCAUGUUCUUGCCACCCACCACUGCGCUCGGAGCAGGUCUGUACUCUCUUAGUCUCUAUGGUGGAUUAAUCGUGUUUGGAGGUUUCUUGUUGUACGACACUCAGGCGAUCAUAAAGCGAGCUGAAAUGCACCCAAUGUAUGGAUUCCAGCCCUACGACCCGAUCAACUCAGCAAUAUCGGUAUAUUUGGAUAUCCUGAAUAUUUUCAUGCGCAUCGCGAUGAUCAUGUCUGGCGCUGGCGGCAACAAGAAGAAGUAGAAUAUUAUCGUUAAGGCAUUAAACUUCUAUAACUUAUGGUUUGCGUUUUAGAGACAAAAAGAAAUGUGAUAUGUAAAAUAUGCUAAGUUUUAUUUAAGUAGUUUAUGGUUGAUCAUAAAUUAAAGAGUAAUGAAGACAA